Molecule: messenger RNA, 1830 nt
Organism: Ilex paraguariensis (yerba mate)
Lineage: Eukaryota; Viridiplantae; Streptophyta; Magnoliopsida; Aquifoliales; Aquifoliaceae
Source: the annotation of a GenBank genome assembly
AUGGAGAACCUAAUAGCAUUGGUCAACAGGUUACAAAGAGCGUGUACGGCGCUUGGCGAUCACGGCGAAGAGAGCUCUUUACCCACUCUCUGGGACGCCUUGCCUUCCAUCGCCGUGGUCGGUGGCCAGAGCUCCGGGAAAUCUUCAGUGCUUGAGAGCAUUGUUGGAAAGGACUUUUUACCUCGUGGAUCUGGGAUUGUUACUCGACGUCCUCUCGUCCUACAACUUCAUAGGAUUGACGAAGGAAAAGAAUAUGCGGAGUUUGCUCAUGCCCCAAGAAAGAGGUUCACCGAUUUUGCUGCUGUUAGGAAGGAGAUUGCUGAUGAAACUGAUCGAGAGACUGGCCGUUCCAAACAAAUUUCAAGUGUUCCAAUCUACCUCAGUAUAUAUUCUCCUAAUGUUGUGAACUUGACACUGGUUGAUCUUCCUGGACUUACAAAAGUAGCUGUUGAGGGUCAGUCUGACAGCAUUGUGAUGGACAUUGAAAAUAUGGUUCGGUCCUAUAUCGAGAAGCCAAACUGUAUAAUUCUUGCAAUUUCUCCUGCCAACCAAGAUCUUGCUACAUCUGAUGCCAUCAAGAUUUCUCGUGAAGUGGACCCCAAAGGUGAGAGGACGUUUGGAGUUUUGACAAAGAUUGAUCUUAUGGACAAGGGUACUGAUGCUGUCGAUAUGUUGGAAGGACGAUCAUAUAAGCUACAGUUUCCAUGGAUUGGUGUUGUAAAUCGUUCUCAGGCUGAUAUUAACAAAAACACCGACAUGAUUGCUGCUCGGCGUCGAGAACGAGAGUAUUUUGCUAACACCCCAGAGUACAGGCAUCUUGCUCACAGGAUGGGUUCUGAGCAUCUAGGGAAAGUCCUAUCCAAACAUCUGGAGACAGUGAUCAAGUCUCGAAUCCCAGGCCUUCAGUCACUUAUUAACAAAACUAUCAUUGAGAUAGAGACCGAGUUGAGCAGGCUUGGGAAGCCUAUUGCAACUGAUGCUGGAGGAAAAUUGUACAUGAUAAUGGAAAUUUGCCGUGCUUUUGAUGGAAACUUCAAAGAACAUCUUGAUGGCGUUCGACCAGGAGGUGAUAAAAUAUACAAUGUCUUUGAUAAUCAACUUCCUGCCGCAUUGAAAAGGUUGCAGUUUGACAAGCAACUAGCAAUGGACAAUGUACGAAAGCUAAUUACUGAGGCUGAUGGGUAUCAACCUCAUCUGAUAGCUCCUGAACAAGGAUAUCGCCGUCUCAUCGAGUCUUCCUUAGUUACUAUUAAAGGUCCUGCUGAGGCAGCUGUUGACACGGUUCAUGCUAUAUUGAAGGAACUGGUUCACAAGGCAAUUAGUGAGACUGUGGAGCUAAAGCAGUAUCCCUCUCUUAGAGUGGAGGUUGGGAAUGCAGCCAUUGAAUCAUUGGACAGAAUGAGGGAUGAAAGCAAGAAAGCAACUCUGCAGCUAGUAGAAAUGGAGUAUAGUUACCUGACAGUUGAUUUCUUCCGGAAACUUCCUCAAGAUAUUGAGAAGGGUGGGAAUCCUACACAUUCCAUUUUUGAUAGAUAUAAUGAUUCCUAUCUUCGGCGAAUUGGGUCAAAUGUCUUAUCUUAUGUCAAUAUGGUUUGCGGGAGUCUAAGGAACUCCAUUCCAAAGUCCAUUGUUUACUGUCAAGUGCGCGAGGCCAAGCGUAGCCUACUUGAUCAUUUCUUCACCGAGUUAGGUGCCAAAGAGGGGAGACAUUUGGGUACAUUGCUGGAUGAGGAUCCAGCAGUAAUGCAGCGGCGUGUUUCUCUUGGGAAGCGGCUGGAAUUAUAUAGAGCUGCCCAAGCAGAGAUCGAUUCAGUUGCCUGGUCGAAGUAG